AUGGUAAAUGACUGGGCAUCUAUUGAACCAUCUCCGGAUCUCAAGUGGACUCCUUGCUUCGACAACUUCACAUGCGCACGGCUCCAGGUUCCCUUGGAUUACGGGGAGCCAACACGGGGAACUACAGCGAUUGCCUUCAUUAAACUUGCUGCUGCAAACGUGACACAAAACACGCAGAAUCUGCUAAUUAACCAAGGUGGCCCUGGAGGGCCUGGAGUCGAGCUCGUACUCCAGGGAGGAUCAAGUCUGGCCGAGGCUCUGGGAUCGCAGCAUAACAUUGUCGGCUUCGACCCCCGAGGAGUCGGGCAAAGUGGUCCUGUGGUGGACUGCUGGCCGAAUCACCCGGAGAAACGCGCCCAGUUCGAGAAACUUUUCUACCCCGACGUCUCUCACGCUUCAUCGACUGCCCUGGACACACAGUACUACGCCGCGGAAAUUUUUGGCAAAGCGUGUACUGAAAAUGCUGGAGGACCCAAUGGGAAUGCCUCGUUCAUCAGCACGCCUGCCGUGGCUCAUGACCUAUUCACCUACAUCAACGCCGAGCAGAAGUUAGCUGGAAAGCCGCUGAACGAGUCCAAGAUCUCUUACUUUGCCGUGAGCUACGGGACCGUGUUGGGUACCACAUUCGCGUCUCUCUACCCUGACCACGUGGGCAAGAUGGUUCUCGAUGGUGUGGUUGAUGCAUCGGACUACUAUAAUCUUGGCUGGAGAGCCAAUCUCUACGACUCGGAUGAAGCCCUCGACUCAUUCAGCAAAUACUGCUUCCAGGGUGGGGCUACAAAUUGUUCGUUCUGGGGCCCAUCUGUUCACAACAUCACCAGCCGCUUGAACGGGCUCCUGGCCAACCUGAAAUACCAUCCAGUGCCGAUUCCAAGCUCGAACGCUUGCGAUAUCCCUUUGAUGGCAACUUAUUCCGAUUUGAAAGAGUACAUUCUCAGUGCAAUGUAUACUCCGCUAUUGAAUUUCCCAGUACUAGCCGAUGUUCUUUCAGGUUUGGAACGAGGCAACACUUCGGCAUACGUCGCCGCAGUAACAGAUGGCUUCUUGCCCGCAAACCCGUGCAAUAACGGCAGUGGAAAGAACGGGACGACUGAUGUGAACACGCUGAUCAAAUGCGUGGAUGGUUAUUCUGGGCAUAAGUUCGAGAAUCUGACUGAUUAUCGAAACUAUGUCGACACAUUAACUUUGCAAAGUCGUUUCUUUGGCGAGGUAUGGCCCAACAACGCGAACGGAAUUCUAUGCAGAUCUUUUGAUGCGAAGCCGCCAAAAUCCGGACAGCUUCCAGGCUCCAUUUUGGAAACUCGAAAGACCUCGUUCCCCAUCCUAUUUGUCACAGCCGAGACUGAUCCCGUCACUCCAAAGAAAGGUGCAUACAAAAUGUCGUCGGUCUUCCCUGGAUCUGUCGUUUUGACACAGGCAUCAGUUGGCCAUACUGCCAUUGCGAGCUUCUCAUCGUGCUAUCUGAAGAACGUUCAGAUGUACCUCAAUGGCCAGCUUCCUGCAGCGAACACAACCUGCCAGCCGGAUGUGUUGCCAUUUCAAGGUUCAGCUUCGUUGUCUUUUGGAAGGUAA
Molecule: messenger RNA, 1572 nt
Organism: Aspergillus thermomutatus
Lineage: Eukaryota; Fungi; Ascomycota; Eurotiomycetes; Eurotiales; Aspergillaceae
Exons: 5
Coding region: 1-1572 (523 amino acids)
Source: RefSeq, a predicted model, not a curated record